AUGGUGCUGUCGGCCAAGGAGACGCAGGAGAGCGCGGCGGUGCGCAUCACGGGCAACAACAUCACGCUCACGGACGCGCUGCGCUCGUACAUCAACGAGAAGCUGGGCAAAGUGAUGCGGCGCUUCGCGGGCGUCAUCGCCAAGAUGGACGUGCAUCUGACCGUCGAGCACAACCCGUCCGUGCCGCUCAGGCACAAGGCCGAGGUCGUCGCGUUUGCGGGCAAGACCAUUCUCCGCAAAGAGGUCCGCACGGACGACAUGUACGCCUCCAUCGACGCCCUGGAGGAGCGCAUCGCACGUACCAUCCGCAAGUACAAGGAGAGGAAGGAGGCCAAAUCGAAGGGAAAGGAUUCUAUCUCGCGCACUGCCGACGACGCCGCGGAGAUGGAUGAGGGGGAGGCGGACGACCAGUUUCAGGACAUCUAUCAGGAUACGAUGCCGCAGAUUCCAGCUGAGGCCGUCUUAUGCUGCGAGUACGUCGAUCAUCCGUGGUAUCUGUUUCGGAAUGCCGAGACGAAAGAGAUUUCCCUCGUGUACAAGAGGAAUCAUGGAGGCUAUGGUCUGAUUGAGCCUUCCAAUCCUCAAGUUGUUGACGAGGAGCAGGUGUAG
This is a messenger RNA of Chondrus crispus (carragheen), 609 nucleotides long. RefSeq lists its product as hypothetical. The coding region runs from base 1 to 609 and encodes 202 amino acids. The record is from RefSeq and is a predicted model, not a curated record. The transcript is spliced from 2 exons. Gene Ontology annotation, cellular component: cytosolic small ribosomal subunit. Lineage: Eukaryota; Rhodophyta; Florideophyceae; Gigartinales; Gigartinaceae. Gene Ontology annotation, biological process: primary metabolic process; negative regulation of translational elongation. Gene Ontology annotation, molecular function: ribosomal small subunit binding.